Molecule: messenger RNA, 2296 nt
Organism: Phymastichus coffea
Lineage: Eukaryota; Metazoa; Arthropoda; Insecta; Hymenoptera; Eulophidae
Gene: spag
Product: RNA polymerase II-associated protein 3-like
Exons: 10
Coding region: 392-2026 (544 amino acids)
Molecular function (GO): protein binding
Source: RefSeq, a predicted model, not a curated record
CUUGAUUGGAGCGCGGGUUGUUGUUGCCAUUGGUCCAGCUGAUAAAUCAACCGGCUACUAUUUCGAACGCCACCUAAGCUCAUAGCAAACCAUUAGCUUUCUCCUCUUGGUUGCACGCAAGUUCAUUGAACGAAGGUUUCGAUCUGUGUUGGCUCUCUGCACUGUGCAUAAAGGUUUCAAACUCGGUUGAAAAAGAGGUCGACAAGAUACUCAAAGGUACAUACAGUGCAGACGGUUGUUAUAGAAACAUCCUCGUUGUUUGUUAUAUAUAGUUUUUUUAUCGUACGCGUCUGGAUGUAUCUGUCGUGCAGUAGCAAAAGAUGCUAGCUCCUCUAACCUAACUAAAUUUUGCAAAGAUUAUGAACUGGUUGAUGCCUGUUUGCAUAAAAACAUGGCGCACAAGUCAAUUUUAUUACAAAAACAAAUCAGAGACAACUCAGAAGAUUUACAAAAAGAGUUUCUUGAUAUGGAAGCAUGGGAAGAACAGAUGAAAAAAAAAGACUUUGAAAUUCGGCAUAUGAAGGAUGAGAAGGUUCUUCCUCCUGUCAGAACUAAAAAGAACAAGAAGAAGGUAACCCCUUACAGUAGAGAGGAAAAACCAAAAGCCAAACGAAUUGCAUCUUCUGACUAUAAAUCAUGGGACAAAUUUGAUGUUGAAAAAGCAUGUGAUGAACUUGAUGAAAAAACAGUUUCAAAAUCAAAGAAAGAAAAAGUUGAAUUUGAAAUUCCUUCUUCGGAACAAUUAGAAAAAGAACACACUGAAGCAAACAAAUACAAAGAUGAAGGUAAUCUUCUAGUUAAAAAGCAAGAAUGGGCUGCUGCCAUAGGAAAAUAUAAUCAGGCUCUUAAAAUAUUUCCACAUGAUGCUGUGUUUUAUGCUAAUCGAGCACUUUGCCAGUUAAAGUUAAACAACUUAUAUUCUGCAGAGGCUGACUGUACAGCUGCCUUGAAUCUCAAUUCAAACUACAUUAAAGCUUAUCAUAGAAGAGCUUCAGCAAGAAUAGAAUUAAAACACUAUGAAGAUGCUAAAAAGGAUAUAGAAACAGUAAUAAAAUUAGAACCAUCUAAUAAAGAAGCUAAAUGUAUGUUAGUCCAAGUGCAAGAACGCAUUGAUGCACAAGCUUCAAAGAGAAUAGACAUUUCUGGAAGUGAAAGCAGUAAUUUUGAAAAAAGAAUUGGAGAAAAAUUGUUUGAAAAAAAAUCUAUUUUAGAAAAUACAAAAUAUAAUGACAAUACUGAAAAUAAAAAUAAGAAAACAGCAAUAACCGAAGAAUUUAUUACUGAAACUAACAGUGGUGUAUUUAAACAAACUAUUGAACAUAAAGAUGACCAAAAAAUUGAAAAAAUAAAACUUCAAGAAACUGAAUCAACUGAAGGUUUACCACCAUGGUUACCUAAAUUGAAAGAAAACGUUAGCAUUAUUGAACCUUUAACAGAAGCUUCUCAAAAGUCUAAACAAAAACUAAAGAGGAUACUCAUCAAAGAAUUACCAUCAAAUGAAUCGAUAUUUAAAGAUGUCGUUGACGAAUUAGCUGUAGGAAACCUAGAAAGCUCAUCCAAAGGAAAUAAUAUUAAUAAGCCUAAUGUUAAUAGUAAACUGGUUACUCAACUUCCUAUUAGCAAUCUUAAUGAAAGAAAAAACUCAAAUGUAAUGUAUAACUUGCCUCCACCUCCAAAAUCAGCAGUAGCAUUUCUUUUAGAUUGGCGAAAAUGUUGUUCUACAGAAUACAGAUAUAAAUAUUUGAAGCAAAUUAAUCCUAAAAAUCUUCCAGGCAUAUUUAAAGAUUCUAUGGAAUCUAAUAUUUUUAGUGAAAUUUUACAAAUUUUAAAUUUACAUUUUACUGCUGAUGAUAAUAUUUACGAUUUUUUGAAUUGUUUGGCGAAACUCAAACGAUUUAAAACCCUGGUGUUAUUUAUGAGUGCAUCUGAUAAAGAAGCUUUAAAAAGUCUCUUCAAUCGUUGCAAAAAUAAAGAAGGCAGAACCGAAGAGGAUUUACGAAAUCUACACGCUACUUACGAGAUGUAAAAUAAUUGUUGGAAGAGUCGUGUGCAGUGUACAAAUAUUUUCCUCGUGGCAACAUAUUCAUUACAUGAAAUAGUUUAAGAUUUAUUAAAUUAUUGAAAAUUGAUAUAAGAUAGAAGCUUAAGGAAAAUAGCUAUCAUUUGAAAAGAUUAAGACGCAUUUAAAUAUCUAAUAGUUAUAAACGAGAUAAAACUCGAGUAGCAAAGAUUACAAAACUGUUUCUAUUAAAAGUUUUUAAUUAUUUUUAAAUUCAAUAUGUUCGAAUAAUUAGUA